UGGACCAGUGUAGCCAUGGCGGCUCGUGUCGUUUUCCUCUGUGUCCGACGCUUGUCCUUCACGGCGCUGCCCCGGGCUCCUACGCUGGCCGCGGUCCGGCCGCUCAGUACUGUCCUGUGCCCCGCAGGAAUGCGGACGAGGCCUGUGGUUCCACAGCCGGUCUCAGUACUUACUCAGGUUCCAGGUAAAGUUACACACUUGUGCCGCCAAUAUAGUGAAGCGCCCCCUUUGACGUUAGAGGGAAUUAAGGACCGUGUUCUUUAUGUAUUGAAACUCUAUGAUAAGAUUGAUCCAGAAAAGCUCUCAGUCAAUUCCCAUUUUAUGAAAGACCUGGGCUUAGACAGUUUGGACCAAGUGGAGAUUAUCAUGGCCAUGGAGGACGAAUUUGGGUUUGAAAUUCCUGAUAUAGAUGCAGAAAAGUUAAUGUGUCCACAAGAAAUUGUAGAUUACAUUGCAGAUAAGAAGGAUGUAUAUGAAUAAAAUAUCAGACCAACUUUCUUCACUGAAAGAAGACUCAGAUGAUACUGACGAGUGUCUGAAGUGAGAAUGCAUUUUGCCAUCAUUGCUGACUUUGACAGAAUAGUUCUGUUGGAUUUCUAUUUAAAGUGUCUAAGUGUUUUGCCCUUUGAAAAUAAAUCUGUAAAACCAACAUUUUCUCAACCUUCAGUUUUUCAGUGUCUAUAAAGUGCCUUUUUAUAUUGGCAUUGCUUAAUAUUUUUUAGAUUUGUCUUUGUCAUUAGUAUUCACACAUCUCAAAAAUAUAUGGCUUUUCCAGCAGCGUACUGGAUAGAAAUUUCUGUCCUCCCAUUUCAGUAUAAGAAAUUAAUGUGUUAGUGAUAAAAGGACUUUUUUUAGCCUCAAAAAAUUAUUUUUUGGUUCCAUUAGUUUGUUAUCUGUUACCAGCAUACAGGACUAAUCUUUCAUUCCUGUCCUACGGACCUCUCCAUGAAUUAAUAGAACUUAAUAGUUUUAGAGGGUGAGAGCCUCUUUCUCCUCCUGGAAGCUUAGUUUGAAAUUGUGUCCCUUUGUCAUAGAUCAGUAAGGAUGGAUUUUGCCCAUUUUAUUCUUAGCAUGUGUGAGGUCCUUUGGGUUGAUAUAGAUUAUAUAUGUAUUUCUUCAUCCUUAAUGAGAUUUCGUUUGAGAGAUGUCACAAAAUAAUUGCUCUGCUUUUACUGAAACUUCUACUUUGUAGGAAGGAGAGGAACCAAGGGCCUGUGGUAAGUAGUGUCUGAGAAGGGACUGAGCUGUGUAUCCUUCAGGCCACCAGAGAAAUCUCGUCUGAGGAUGUGGUGGUUCCACACUCACCCCUGCUUCCCUUCUUGGAGGCAGCCAGUGUCACCAGUUCCUUGUGUCACUCUAGAAUGAUACCAGCCUAGUGGGCAGACACCCCCACCACAUACACACACUUUCUAUGGUAUGAAGGCAUUCGUUGUUCCACCCCUUAUUUUAAAUACUUAGAGGUAUAUUGGAAAACUUCCAAAUUGGAGCAUAAGGGGUUUCCUCAUUUGCUUUUCACAACUGCAUUUAUUCAAAAAAUACUUUUCUCGAGUGGUGCUGGGGCUCCAGUAGGGAAUAAAAUAGGUUGCAUGAUUCCUUUGAUAAGAAUGUAUCAUAAUUUAACAUCUAAGGUAUUUUGGUGAUACUCCCCAAGUUCUUCUGGAUAUUUUAACCUCAUGGCAGCUGCACAUUUCAUACAUUUUGCCAAGAAAUGCAUCUGUAGUUUCUGCCUAAAAUCGUGAAGCCCAGCAGUACUGCCGCUAAUGUGACUGCUUUGCCAAUAUCUUGAUUGUACACCUGCAGUGAAAUGGGCCUUCACAUCAUUCUGUAGAUGUGAGGCCUAAAGGAAAAAAUUUGCUGAAUCACACAUACAGAUAAUUCAUUGGUAAUGCCAUCUAGGAUCUGGAUGUUCAAACUAUUGCAAAGGACUUUUUGCUCUAAGAACUUGCUAGAAUGUUCUUUGGGAAACCAGUGCCACUGCAGAUAAGACAGUGAAUUGGCCAAAUGUAUAUUGUUCCAAAGUGUGCAUGAAUUAGAAAAGAAAAGUGAUACUGUAUGCAUACCGUUUUACCACCUUCCACAAAUGCCUUUGAGAAUUUGUACAUUAGUUGUUGGAGUUUUUGUGCAAGUUCCUUUUGUGAGAGGGUGACUUAAGACACUGUCAAAAACGGGUUCUGGCCUGUCUCCAGCCAUUCUCUCUACACACCUCCAGAGCAGUCAUGAGUCUUCUCCCUUUGUCCCCCAAACAAGUAAACUGAUUUGCUCAAACAAGCACCCACUGAGUGUUGAGCACUCUGCCAGGACCUGAGUGCUCACCAUCUAGUAAGACAGAGACAGUUAAAACCCAUAGGACAGUAUUCCACUCAGCAUCACCAAAAACGUAACAGGCCAACAUGUGCUGUUUCUGAUGGGAUACACCAAGAAGGACGUGAUCUCUGAGGUAUUCUUGCUAAAAGCUUUUAAUGUGAAUCUAAUCAUGAAAAAACAGAUCCAGAAGGUGGAACAGACUAUAAGGACUAGACUUUUUUAAAAAGUCAAAUGUUAUGGGAAAAGAGGUAGGGAAACUGUUCUAAGUUAAAGGAGACCACAGAGAAAUGGUGACUUCUUGAAACUGUGAAGCUUGAUUGUACUGGGGAAUAAAGCAUAAAAAGCAUUUUGGGGACAAUUGGAGUGUAUACAGGUAAUAGGACAAUUUCAGAUUUCUUAGGUAUAAUAGUAUUGUGGUUAGAAUAACCUCAUUUGCAGGGGAUUGAUGCUUAAUAUUUAGGAGUGAAGCUUCAUGAUGUCUGCAGCUCUUA
Choloepus didactylus (southern two-toed sloth) is the source of this 2795-nucleotide messenger RNA. RefSeq names its product NADH:ubiquinone oxidoreductase subunit AB1 (gene NDUFAB1). Gene Ontology annotation, biological process: fatty acid biosynthetic process. Lineage: Eukaryota; Metazoa; Chordata; Mammalia; Pilosa; Megalonychidae. Gene Ontology annotation, cellular component: mitochondrion. The record is from RefSeq and is a predicted model, not a curated record. Gene Ontology annotation, molecular function: acyl binding; acyl carrier activity.